Messenger RNA from Manis javanica (Malayan pangolin), 381 nucleotides. Lineage: Eukaryota; Metazoa; Chordata; Mammalia; Pholidota; Manidae. The record is from RefSeq and is a predicted model, not a curated record.
GUAUCCAGAAUGCUACCAGGAGGACUUUUAGUUCUUGGAGUAUUUAUUAUUACAACUUUAGAAAUGGGAAAUGAUUUUCAAAGUACCCUGCGUAGAUUAGUGUUUGCUAUGGAAAAAUCUAUUAAUAGAAAGAGACUGUGGAAUUUUACAGAGGAUGAUGUCGCAGAACGAGUGGCACUUCACAUUUGUUCUUCUACAAAAAAAAUAUUUUGUCGAACAUAUGAUGUCCGUGAUCCAAAGAGUUCAGCAAAACCAGCAGAUUGGAAGUAUCAAAAUGGACUGUCAGCUUCAUGGCUUUCUUUAGAGUGUACAGUUCAUAUUAAUAUUCACAUCCCGCUGUCUACUACUUCUGUCAGCUAUACUCUGGAGAAAAAUACAAAG